GGCAUUUAUAAUAUAAGAUUAUAAAUCCUUUUUUCAAUGCAUUCCUUAAACAGAACAACAAAUGUAAAAUAUAUAUUUUUUUAGUGUAACUUGAAAUAUUCUAAUUAGCAUAACAAAAUUUCUGAAAAAUAACAUUCACUGAUGAAGUCCUUUGGAACAUCUCCAGGUAGAUGUUUUUUUGUUGUUGAAUCAGAUGACAAUUUAAGUCAAAAUCCAAAUUCUAAUUGCACCUCCACCUCCAUAACAAACAAAGAAAAUGCAAAGAGAGGUCAUACAAGAAGAGAAAGCAGCAGUUUUGCAUAUAGAGUUCAUGAACAUGUGAAAUUGGGUCCUAAAUUGUCUGAGACUUUGAAGGGUAAGUUGAAUUUGGGUGCUAGGAUUAUACAAGAAGGUGGGAGAGGUAACAUUUUCAAGCAUACUUUUGGGAUGCAAGAGCAAGAGAAACUAUUGAAGGCCUCUCAGUGUUAUUUAUAUACUACAGUUGGUCCUAUUGCUGGAACUCUCUUUAUCUCCACUGUUAAGGUAGCUUUUUGCAGUGAAAGGCCUACAAGCUUCUCUUCUGCAGCUGGAGACUUAGUAAAGGCACCUUACAAGGUUUUGAUACCAAUAGAGAAGAUAAGAGAGGUGAAUGAAAGCAUGAAUGUGAAAAAGUCAGAACAGAAGUAUAUAGAAGUAGUGACUAAGGAUGGCUCUGAAUUUUGGUUCAUGGGGUUUCUGAGGUAUGAGAAAGCUAUCAACAAUCUCAAUAAAGCCAUUUCCAUGGCCAAUAAAUUCUAAAAGGGAAACUGAACAGUGCUUUUUGUAACAAAGUUUGAAUAUAGAGGAAGUUGUUAGGUGAAUGGGAGGUUAAGCAAUCUUAGCCUGUGUUUGGUUUCACAGUGGAAAUAGCAAAAUAACAGUGAACCACCAUUCUGUAGCUUGUGCAAAAUCAUGGUGGUUCACCAUAAUUUUAGCAAUGCUACUGUGAAACCAAACAUACACUUAGUCUUUUAUCUUAUGGUUGUUGCAUGAACUUCUUUUAUUGACAAAUCUUAGUGGUUAAUUUGUUAAGAAAGGGGAAUUUGUUAGCACCAGAGAUUGAACCCCUAAUCUUUUUUUUAA
Molecule: messenger RNA, 1101 nt
Organism: Cicer arietinum (chickpea)
Lineage: Eukaryota; Viridiplantae; Streptophyta; Magnoliopsida; Fabales; Fabaceae
Product: putative GEM-like protein 8
Source: RefSeq, a predicted model, not a curated record